GGUGCCCAGGUCAUCGCCCCCGAGGAGAUCGUGGACCCCAACGUGGACGAGCACUCGGUCAUGACCUACCUGUCGCAGUUCCCCAAGGCCAAGCUCAAGCCGGGCGCCCCGCUGCGCUCCAAGCAGCUCAACCCGCGCAAGGCGCGCGCCUACGGGCCAGGUGCGCCCGGGGACAAGGGGGACAACAUCUACCGCUGCACCUACCGGCCCGUCCUCGAGGGGCCGCACACCGUCUACGUCACCUACGCCGGCGCCCAGGUCCCCAAGAGCCCCUUCACCGUCAACGUGGCGGAAGCGUGCAACCCGUCGGCGUGCCGGGCCACGGGCCGGGGGCUGCAGCCCAAGGGCGUCCGCGUCAAGGAGGUGGCCGACUUCAAGGUGCACACGAGGGGCGCGGGCAGCGGCGAGCUGCGCGUGCUGGUCAAGGGGCCCAAGGGCACCGAGGAGCCCGUGAAGGUGCGGGACGCGGGCGACGGCGUCUACGAGUGCGAGUACUACCCCGUGGUGCCCGGCAAGUACGUGGUGACCAUCACGUGGGGCGGCUACGCCAUCCCCCGCAGCCCCUUCGCGGUGCAGGUGGGACCGGGGCCCGGCUCGCAGAAGGUGCGGGCCUGGGGACCCGGCCUGGAGACGGGCAUGGUGGGCAAGUCGGCCGACUUCGUGGUGGAGGCCAUCGGCACCGAAGUGGGCACCCUGGGCUUCUCCAUCGAGGGCCCGUCGCAGGCCAAGAUCGAGUGCGACGACAAGGGCGACGGCUCGUGCGACGUGCGCUACUGGCCCACGGAGCCGGGCGAGUACGCGGUGCACGUGGUGUGCGACGACGAGGACAUCAAGGACAGCCCCUUCAUCGCGCACAUCCUGCCCGCCGCCCACGACUGCUUCCCCGAGAAG
Messenger RNA from Tinamus guttatus (white-throated tinamou), 891 nucleotides. The record is from RefSeq and is a predicted model, not a curated record. Lineage: Eukaryota; Metazoa; Chordata; Aves; Tinamiformes; Tinamidae.